AUGGAUUCUACUGAGAACAACCAGAACAUCAACCUCUCAAAUAGCCCUCAGGCCCAAAGGGAGGAAAGGGGCCUGGAGGGUGUCCAGGUCCCCAUAACUGAGGCAGGAGAGGCAGAAGCCACUGCCACUGCCUCAGGGGAUGUGUCUGCAGGUCCCCAGAGUGUUGAGAGAGCUUCUGCUCCUCCCACUACCAUGGGAGGGGCAUCAUCUGGUGAAGCCUCUGACAAUGAAGAAGGGGAUGUGGCUGAGCCUGAGUCUUCCCAACAGAGUAUACUAAAUGGAAAGAUAGUUGAUUUGGUGAGAUUCCUGCUCAUUAAGUUUCGAAGGAUGGAGCUAACCACCAAGGCAGAAAUGAUGAAUAGGACCAUGAGAGAUUAUGAGGAAUACUAUUCUGUGAUCUUUAGUAAGGCCUGUGAAUGUUUGAUGUUGAUCUUUGGUAUUGACAUGAUGGAGGUGGACCCUUUUGUUCAUGCAUAUUUCCUUUUUCCUGCUUUGGGGAUUACCUAUGAUGGGAUGAUGCAUGGGGUUCUAGGUGUACCCAAGACAGGCCUGGUGAUAAUUGUACUAUGCGUCAUCUUCAUAGAGGACAAUUGUGUCAGUGAGGAGGUGUUCUGGGAUGUGAUGAAUAGCCUAGGCCUGUAUGCUGGGGUGAAUCAUUUCAUAUUUGGGGAGCCCAAGAGCCUCAUCACUGAAUACUUUGUGCAGGAAGGCUAUGUGGAAUACAGACAGGUGCACAACAGCUGUCCUCCUUGCUAUGAGUACCUAUGGGGCCCAAGGGCCUAUGCUGAAACCACCAAGAUGAAAGUCUUGGAAUUUUAUGCCAGUAUUGUUAAGCAGGAUCCUAGAUCCUACCAUGAAAAGUAUGCAGAGGCUUUGAGAGAGGAGAAAGAGCGGGCCUAG
Molecule: messenger RNA, 900 nt
Organism: Arvicola amphibius (Eurasian water vole)
Lineage: Eukaryota; Metazoa; Chordata; Mammalia; Rodentia; Cricetidae
Product: melanoma-associated antigen 11-like
Exons: 1
Coding region: 1-900 (299 amino acids)
Biological process (GO): negative regulation of transcription by RNA polymerase II
Cellular component (GO): nucleus
Source: RefSeq, a predicted model, not a curated record